UACAGAUUAUCUAGCUUUGACACUGAGUUGAGAUAUUAUUGUGUCCUUGAUUUAGAGGUGUGAGCAUAAAAGUUUCACAUUUCUGGCCAACCCUUUUACAGGAAGUAUACAUUGCUGAGUAUUUACAUUAUUAUUUGGUGAGUAUACAUUGUAUUGCAUACUUUGCAUUUGAUUCUGUACUUUGUUUAUUUUUUUUUUGUACUGCAUAUUUUGACUUUACAUUUAUCAGUACUUACACUUAUUACUGUAAUCAGGUAAGUCAUAUACACACAUACUUACAACAUGGCUACAGGAGGAGAUGAGGUCAUCACUCAUCAACCGAAGAGUCCAUCAUUGGAGAUAGAUCCUGACAUUAAGAAGAUGAUGGAUGCAUUUGCAAAGAUGGGAGUUAAACCCAAGGCAGAUACACCAGAGGAACUUACUGAUUGGAUGAUGGGAUUUUUGAAGAUGAAAGGAAAGAUAAAGGAGGAACCAGAGGCCAAAAUUGAUUUACAACCACCACCUAUACCAUCAAAACCAGAAGAAAAAGUUACCAAGACAGUUAUUAACCAUCCACCGAAGAUAGCAUGGUUUUCAGGAACUGAAAUCAAAGCUGGAGAUGUUACAUUUGAGGUAUGGAGGCAUGAGGUGAGAGUCCUUAUGAAGCAGAACUAUGACAAAGAUGCCAUACUCAACACCGUAAGCAGUCAGGGGCGUUACUUAAACAAAAGAUCUUUACGUGGAGAAGCUGGAAUGGUUGCCAUGAGAUUGGAUUUAGAUGCUUCAGUUCAAGAGAUACUACAGAAGCUAGACAGUGUUUAUGGUAGUGUGGAGAAGAAGGAGGAAUUAUUGGCAGAAUUUUACAGCGCACGUCAAGGAACAGAUGAGAGCGUUACUACCUGGAGUUGUAGACUAGAGAGCAUACUUGGGAAAGCCAAAGAAAGAGGAUUAGUACAACCAAAGGACAUUGAUGAGAUGCUACGAUCUAUGCUUUGGACUGGACUUAGGACAUCUUUAAAAGACAUAUCCGGCCACAAGUAUGAUACCAUCAAGACCUUUGAUGCACUUAGAGUAGCCAUACGCCAGAUAGAGGGUGAUCAUUUACUGAGGGAGUCAUCAACUUCAUCUAAGCCACACACCAGCAAGGCAGCAACUGAAGUUAAGGAAACACCAUCAGAAUUUGAGGAACUCAAAGGAAUGAUACAUCAACUGGUUAACAGGAUGGACACUUAUGAGGCAAACAAACAACAUACACCUCCAUGGCAACAACAACAAGAACAUCAGCAACAACAAUGGCAACAACAGAUACCACCUUGGCAACAACGACAACCAUGGAAUGGUCAACCACAACAACAGAGAGGUAGAGGAAAGAACUAUGGACAAGGACAGAACAGAAAUCAGUACAACAACACAAGACAACAACCACAAAGGAACAACAGAGAUCAGUUUGCGUGUUGGAGAUGUGGACAAUUUGGACACAGGAAGGCAGACUGCAAUGUGAGGUUAGACCACAGUAGGAAGAAUUUAAACUGGCAGCAACCUAUGAAGGGGGAACAUCCAUAGGUAUUGCAAGACAACAAGUUCCCAGAAGCAACAGAGUUAAGAUGCCAGCAGGACUUUUUGGAACACCAACUGAAACACAGAUUUUUAUCAACGGAAAGGAAACAUCAACACUUUUAGACACUGGCUCAACCGUUUCCACCAUUAGCGACAGCUUCUUUCGGGAACAUAUAUCAACACCUUUGAAGAACUUGGAUACAUUACUGGACAUUGAAUGCGCUGAUGGUCAGCAGUUACCAUAUCUUGGAUAUACAGAGGUUGAAUUGGAAAUACCUGGACACAAGCAGAUACAAUCUUGCAUACUAUUGGUAGUACCAGACAGCAGAUACAACCAUGAAGUACCACUCUUGCUUGGGACCAACACACUUACAGCAAUCAUGGACACAUUUGAAAAAGAACUUGGGCAAAGAUUUUUGCAGAACAGUUGCCUUACUACACCAUGGUACCUUACAUUCCGCUGUAUUCUACUACGUGAGCGAGAACUUCUGAAGAACAACAACAGAUUAGGAAUCAUCAAGAGCGCAGAAGUCAAGAGUAUCACUGUACCACCUAACUCUUACAUCUCAUUGACUGGAUAUUUGGAUAAGGAGAUACCAUACUA
Molecule: messenger RNA, 2140 nt
Organism: Mytilus californianus (California mussel)
Lineage: Eukaryota; Metazoa; Mollusca; Bivalvia; Mytilida; Mytilidae
Exons: 2
Coding region: 283-1542 (419 amino acids)
Molecular function (GO): nucleic acid binding; zinc ion binding
Source: RefSeq, a predicted model, not a curated record